GUGUUUGUUGCUUUGUGAGUGAGCUCCUGGGCUUACUGGGGAAAAACAGAAACAUAAAGAGCAAACCUCAGCCUGAAUACUAAAUUCCAAUUCCCCGUCAGAACCUCAUCUAACAAUCCUUUUUUUUUUUUUUAAAUUUCUUUCCGUCUUUUCUCUCUUUCUUCACGAUCAAGAUAUAUAUAGUUUCUCCGAUAUUUAUACAUCCAACAGUGGAAGAAGAGGAAUUUUGCGCACAAAUUUGCGGCACCAGAAUUGGGGAGUCUGAUCGGUCGCUGUUAACUCAAUUCUAUGCUUGUGCUUUUGAGUUUGAUUUGGUGGAUUUUCAAUGGAGACAGUGGUUAGCAUGGAGGUUAAUGAAGAAGCAAAGGUUGAGGAUGGUAUCGCCAAGGAAACAGGGUCUGAGCCCGUAUCUCUAAAGCACAUUUCUGAUCCUGAUCCUGAUCCUGAGCCUGAUCCUGUUGUCUAUAAACUUGUUCGGGUUGAUGGUGAGGGGAGGUUAGUUCCGGCAACAGAUGAAGAAGUUUUGGUGGUUGAGGACUUGCUAGAAGAUGAAAAGCCUGAACAUUGUGCUGCAGAAUGUGAGCAGCCAAUAGAAUGCAUCAAAACUGAAGGAUGUCCCUUGCAGAAAAAUCAUGUUCAAUCCUCAGAAGGUAUUUCAAGUGUUCAACUUGAUGCUGCAGUUGAUCUGGGGAAGAAAAUCAUCCAGCCAGAGGAAAUUCCCUGCCAAAUGGCUUCAGCAUCAGCUGGAAACAGUAUUAGUCAGCCUAUGAGUGCUGUGGGAUGUCCAGGGUCAGAAGGUGGAUUGGUUGAAAAUUGGUCUUCGAGAACUGAUCUUGCUACUAUAGGGAAGCCUGACUUUUCGAAGUUAAAAGGAGAGAUAUGCUUGGAUAAUCUGACGGUCAAGGAACUCCAAGAAACUUUCAGAGCAACAUUUGGAAGAGAAACAUUUGUCAAAGAUAAACGGUGGCUUAAGAGGAGGAUCUCCAUGGGAUUGACUAAUUCAUGUGAUUUUUCAACUACAGCUUUUAUGAUCAAAGAUAAUGAAGUGUUAAAGAAAGAUAAAAAAGAAAACCGCAAGAAAAGUGCUGUGUAUAAGGAUCUUGUGGUUGGAGUGGCAAGUGAGACCGCUGGAGGUCCAACCAAUGGACUCAAUAGGCUAGUAGAUAGCAACCCAAAUUUUGAUGACAGAAAAACAGAGUCUCUUCUACUGGAACAUGAUUCUGUUAGAGAAGAUCCUAGCUUGGAACAAAGAACAGCCAAAAGGGUCCGGAAGCCCACAAAGAGAUACAUCGAAGAAAUGUCUGAGGAGGAAUCUAGGGGCUCUAGUGGAAGGUUAGUCUCUGUUGUUAAGAGUUUUGAACAUAGGCAGUCAUGUUCAAAAGCUUGUACAAUGCCUGUUCAGAAUGUUCGGUUGGCCGGGAGACCUAUGGUUACAAGGCAAGAUUCACUGGGAGGUUCUGGGGUUCAAGUUCCAUAUGUUUCUCGAGUUCGAAAAGGGCGUCCAAGGGAGAAUUUCAUGCCUUUCAUGCCUAGUGGCAUUGGUCUCGCCACUAGAAUGGUAAGGAGGGCCCUUGGCGAACCUGGACCAGCACCACAGGAUGAAAUGCAAAAUGAAGUCCUGAAAUCGAGUUUGUCCCCUGGAUGGAAUCAACAGCCUAUUGCUGCUGCUUCUGAGAAUGAUAACCAUCACCUGGAAAGGAAGGAGGUGGAGCUGGAGAAAUAUGUAGAGCUAAAAAGAAUGGACUCCUUUGAGGAUAAUUCAGAUGAUAAUAUGGGUACUGUACCGGCAUCUUCAGGGGGAAUGAGGAGGAAGCAUCAUAGGCCUUGGUCUCUAACUGAGGUUGUUAAGCUAGUUGAGGGUGUAGCUAGAUAUGGUGCUGGUAGGUGGUCUGAAAUUAAACGGCUUGCUUUUGCAUCAUAUUCUUACAGAACUUCAGUUGAUCUAAAGGACAAGUGGAGGAAUCUCUUGAGAGCUAGCUUUUCACAAUUGCCUGCAGAAAAAGGGAUGCACAAUGCCCGGAAACAUGCUUCAAUUCCAAUUCCAGCUCCAAUUCUCUUACGAGUGAGAGAGCUAGCUGAAAUGCAAGCACAAGUUCCAGCAAAUUUCAGCUCAAGCAAGUUCACUGGACAAAGUGGUGGUAGUGAUAGAAGUGUACAUGAGACUAGAUCGGGUUACUUGUAGCACUGUAAAUAAGUAGUAGCUUAAAAGGUUUCUAUUAAGUCAAUAGUCAGGCACUGCUUUGAAUUAUGUACUGAGUUUGAUUCUUUAUUGAGCCUCUUCUCUGUUAGAAGCUCAAGCCUUUCGCCUCCCCCAUAAGACCCCUCUUUCUCUUUCCCCCUCGGAAAAGAGAGAAAAGAAGAAAGGGAAAAUGUUUUCUUUCAUGUGAACGGCCCUCUGCCUCACUCGUUCAUUUGGCUGCUCCAGUUUGUUUAGUUUCCCA
Messenger RNA from Coffea eugenioides, 2441 nucleotides. RefSeq lists its product as uncharacterized. The coding region runs from base 326 to 2182 and encodes 618 amino acids. The record is from RefSeq and is a predicted model, not a curated record. NCBI's taxonomy places the organism in Eukaryota, Viridiplantae, Streptophyta, Magnoliopsida, Gentianales, Rubiaceae. The transcript has 10 exons.